Cladophialophora carrionii CBS 160.54 is the source of this 4068-nucleotide messenger RNA. RefSeq lists its product as uncharacterized. NCBI's taxonomy places the organism in Eukaryota, Fungi, Ascomycota, Eurotiomycetes, Chaetothyriales, Herpotrichiellaceae. The transcript has a single exon. Gene Ontology annotation, molecular function: protein binding. Bases 1 to 4068 code for a protein of 1355 amino acids. The record is from RefSeq and is a predicted model, not a curated record.
AUGGCGACGGCUCACGAUGAGGACAUGUAUCUUUUCCAGACUGGCUUGGGACAGACCCCGUCAUUCGCUGGGCAAGACUUCGAUGCCUUCUUGGGAACGCCUGCUCCUGAUGUCGACCAGACAGGUCUCUCUGCAGGCUUCCUGAAUCCGAAUGAUCUCACAAUAAAACGCGAAUCCGAAUCCUUUAGCCCGCCUUCCCACGAUGGCGCAUUUAUGCGUGGCUCGCGGGGGUCUGCAUCCGGCUCCAGCAGCACAUCGUCUGAUUCACCUGCGGAGGACGAACGGAAUAUGUCGGCUGCUUCGACAGCCUCUCCUCCUGCACAUGACACCGUUCAAGGCUCUUGGGGAAGUGGAAUAAAUGGGUUUUCGAUCCCAGCAAACGAGCAGUUCUUUGGGGACACUUCGAUGGCUGGUAUGGACCAGGAUUUCGAGGUUAGCAACCAGCAGAUGGCCUCUGCCUUUGACUUUGAGACGGCUGCCAGUACACCGAGUGGGCUCGAGACGAUGAACAAAGUGCCCAACACCAAGACCCCGCUCGUAAAUCAGCCCUUUGGCAGAUCGACGAAUUUCUCGGGUUAUGGAAAACAGCAAUCGGGUACACGAGCACCCACUGGGCAACCGCACUUCUUCUUUGCUGGAUCAAGAGAAGCGUCCCCUUUGAAUGCUAUGCUUCCAGCUACUCAGGGUCAGUCGCCUUGGACCAAGCACUCUCCGUCAUCCGGACUGGAGGAGACUUUCAAUCACAUCACCAUGAACGGCGAUUCCCCCGGCAAUGCGACCUUUUCGCCCAACUUGCAAUUCUCCACCGCCGCAUUCACCUUCGACCCGGAGUCAAGCACAACUCCCUCCACUUUCACCAAAGACAUCUCCUCUCCGCCAUCGACAAUCAACUCGUCAGAGGGUUCGCCUACGUUGACGGUGCAUCCUACAUCGCUCAAGUCGCGCGUCGAGACGCAAAUACCCAUCAAGAUGACGCUUUCGUUCCUUCCAACCGGCGUCAGGAAGUUGAGGUUACCGAGGCAUACGGUCUCCAAACCGAAAUUCCUAGCCAAGCCAGAGGUUGCCCGAUCACCCGAGAUCUUGGAGCUGCAUACAGCUUUGGUGUGUACGAGUGCGAUGCAGGACAAGGCGAAAUUGCAGCGCGCGUUGGCGCGCGCGAGGGGUGAAGAGCUGGGCCCAUAUACUCGACCCAGCCCUGCUUCUUCGAUGGAGUCUGACUCGUCGAGAGACGACGAGGACAAACCCCUGAAUGGUGGUGAGGUCCAAAUUUGUCCUGGCUGCAUACAGCGUGAGAGGAAAAGGGCUUCCCGGAAGAAGCAGAAGAAGCCGGAAGAAGAAGAGCUCUUCCAGAAAGACGAAGAGAGAAGGGUGGUUGUAUUCAACACCAACGAGGUCAAGGAAUGGGUAGAAGUUCCUCGAGACACCAGCAACCAAGAGGGCCAGAAUGCGUCGUCUACGCCUCCCGGGGCAGUUCAGGUGGAGCUCCCAAUGCGCAUCGCCUGCUACUGUCGGCACCAGAACGAGAAAAUGGGAUUUCAAGUGAUAUUUACCAUCAAGGACUGCCACGACAAGGUCAUCGCGCAGGCAUUGACAAAUCCCAUCAUGAUCACCGACGACCACAAAACUCACAACCCUCCCUCGGCGGUUCCGAACCAGCCAGCACCUUUACCGACUCCAGGACAGCAAUUGCCAGGUGCUGGGGUCUUUUCAACCAACGAACAUGAGCACCAGCCUCAAGCGCCGGCCGUCAAUUCAAAAAUGUCAAGGCAAUCUUACUCCAUGACCGACCUGCAAGCACUGCAGCAUAAUUUCAAUCCCACCUUCUCAAUGCCUUCGGCCAACACUCCAUUCGCAAUUCCCUCGGCCGUGCCGCCUCAGACUGCUUCGAACUUCACGCCGCGUAACCUUUCUAGGCCUGCGUCGCCAAGUGGUCCUGCGGGUCCUUCAAUCAAGCGACGGAAACAGAGUGGUUCUGGAAAAUUGCCUUCUGGACUGACAAUGACUCGGCUCGACACGUCGCACCCACAUCCACCGCCCUCUACACUACCUAAUACCGCUGCUUCAUCUCCAUACGCUCCUAAUAUGACGUCUUAUAUGGGUCCCCACGAUCGUCCCUUCGCGAUGCCUCCCGCGGCACGUACAGCUCCGUAUGGCAAUAGUCCUCCGACGCCAAACGGUGUGGACCCUUCCUUUGCUGCCAAUAUCAAUCGCUCAGUCAGCCACGACAAUAUGUCGCGACAAGUGAUGAUAUCAGCACCGCCAUCUCGGCAGCCGAGCAGGCCUGGAAGCCCGGGCUCUGCGAGGAACAGCUUCGGUGCAGCAGAUGCUGCGUUUGGCCAAGCAGUCAACAAUCAGCUUCUGGGUCAUCCGACGCGGCGGCCGCCACCGCUGAUACACAAGUUAGUUCCUGCAGAAGGAUCCGUGACAGGAGGCACUGAAGUCACCCUUCUCGGGAAUGGCUUCUAUCAAGGCCUUGAGGUUAUGUUUGGCGAUACCGAAGCUACGACCACGACGUUCUGGGGAGAAAAAUGUUUAAAUUGCAUUGCUCCUCCAGCCUUGCAGCCGGGGGUGGUCCCUGUUUUGUUUAAGCACGACCAUCCUCAAUAUUCUACGGUGCCACAACAAUCCCAAACUAGGCCGUCACUGUUCACUUACGUCGAUGACCGCGAGUUGGAGAUGUUCCGCUUAGCGCUACGAACCCUAGGCAAACAACUGCAGCAUCCGACUGACGAUCCUUAUUCUGCAGCCCAGCAGCUACUUCAAGGGCAGUCUCAUUCGAUGUGGCUCGGACACGGCAACUAUGGCAUGGGCGGUGGACAUCAGCGCCACGCAGGCGGAGCAUCAAUGGAUUCGCUCGAGCUGGAGGGUAUGAUGUUGCAAUUCCUAGAGCACAUGGACGACCAAAGACGGUUUAGAGCGCCCAGAUUGGAGCUACAACGUCCGUCUGGGCUCACGCUAUUGCACCUGGCCUCGUCACUGGGGCUCACCCGAUUUGUCGCCGGUCUGUUAUCCAGAGGAGCCGAUCCCAACAUGGUCGACAAUAAUGGUCACACGCCGAUGCACCACGCCGCAAUGAACGGCCAUACGCAUGUAAUUCACCGGCUUCGCUUGGCUGGUGCCAACCACCAGGCUCGCAGCAUCCGCCAAUUUAUUCCUGCAGACCUCGCGACGUCCUUACUAGCGUAUCAAGCAACGAUGACCAGGGUUGACCAGUAUCGAUCGCGGAGUGCUGGAGGGACACCUCUGAGACUGCAUAGCCGGAGCUCGUCUUCUCUUCGCUCGUUCUGGGAAAAUGCCUCUAAUCAAUACCCCGCUACGGAUACUGACGACAUGGACGACUCCGACAGCCUUGAUGACGAGACGCCAACAAGGGCUUCUUCAGAAGAGCCUGACCUUUCUCGGUCGCACACUGGCCGGCUGCCAACGGUUAGCGUCCCACAAUCGCGGAGAGGUAGUAUGCAGCCAAGCGUCUCACAAGGAUCCAAGUACUCGUCAAAGAAUACGUCUAAUCCGGCACCAGCGGUGGCACCAUCGGCGUUCAUGCUCGCAUGGCGGGAUCAUCUGGUUGCGCAAUUGCAACAAUUCAACGAGAGCGCGCAGUCGGUCAUGCCCAGCCUUGCCACGCUGAACGGACCCCUGGCUGCGCUGCAGGACUACCAGGCCUAUCCCAUGGUUCGCCGGGUAAGCGCCCUUUUCCCCCAGCGUCCAAGUGUUCGUCAACAACCAAGUCAGCGGGAGGGGUGGUGGGAGACUUUGACAGGGAGCUCGUCCCCUGCGCCUUCAUCGCCUCCCGCUUACGGGGAUCUUUAUCCUGAAGAAAGGGUCGAAACCGACGAAGACUGGAGCAUCAAGAAGUCUUCCACGCUACAAGCAGCUGCCGACGCUGCAGCCGAUCUCCAUUUCGAGCAACAAUCACAAGGUGAGGGGUCUAAAUCACACUCAGCCUCCCUCAGAGUCGCUGCUCCUGUCAGCAAUCCAUUUGAGAGAGUCGAACUCAGCCGGGAUCGGAAAUUGUUCUUCUUCUGGGUAUGUUUCCUCCUCUACCCUUCUCAUCCGCUCCGGGACUAA